This is a messenger RNA of Drosophila takahashii, 3041 nucleotides long. It is a transcript of the gene defl, whose product is annotated as Integrator complex subunit 7. Gene Ontology annotation, cellular component: integrator complex. The record is from RefSeq and is a predicted model, not a curated record. Lineage: Eukaryota; Metazoa; Arthropoda; Insecta; Diptera; Drosophilidae. Gene Ontology annotation, biological process: snRNA 3'-end processing.
UUCACCGAUAAAUGUGAGUUCAGACACCUGCAGCAAUGGCUCACCUGACCGGCACCCGCGUGAGCACCUUCAACGAGAGCUUCCUGAACGAGAAUGAGCACGAUUCGAAUGCGGUGCUCAUGGAAUUGGACAAGGGACUGCGGAGCGCCAAGCAGGGAAUCCAAUGCGAGGCGAUCGUCCGCUUCCCGCGGCUCUUCGAGAAGUAUCCUUUCCCGAUCCUCAUCAACUCGUCGUUCAUCAAGCUGGCCGAGUUCUUUGUCAGCGGCUCGAAUCUCCUGCGUUUCUGGGUGCUCCGCGUCUGCCAGCAGAGCGAAAAUCACCUGGACAAAAUUCUGAAUAUCGACAACUUUGUGCGCCGCAUCUUUAUGGUCAUGCACUCCAACGAUCCGGUGGCGCGGGCUCUGCUUCUGCGCACCCUGGGCGCCGUUUCGCGUGUGAUCCCCGAGAAGCAACAGGUGCAUCAUGCCAUCCGGCGUGCUUUGGAUAGCCACGAUACCGUCGAAGUGGAGGCGGCCAUCUACGCCAGCAGCUGCUUCGCCGCGCAGUCCAGUUCGUUUGCCAUCAGCAUGUGCGCCAAGAUCUCGGACAUGAUUGAAUCGCUGCAGGUGCCGGUGCCGAUGAAGCUGCUCCUGAUUCCCGUCCUGCGGCACAUGCAUCACGAGGCCACCACAGCGGCGCUGGUUAGCAGGCUGUGCAUGGAUCUGCUGCCCAAAUAUCCAGCGCAGAGUUUUGUAGUGGCCAUCAUAGACACCCUCACGCAGUUGUCCUCGCGCACGCUGGUUGGAGUGCCUGGUCAGCUGGAUGUCCUGCUGGAUUUUAUGCAGGAUUUAAGGACACCCGUAAGGAUUCAAGUGCUGCGUUCAUUUAACGAGCUGGCGGGAAGGCAGAGUGUUCAUGCCUGGCCCAAACCGGUGAUUGGAGCGCUUAUUGGCCGCUUUGAGCUGUGCAGCAACUCCCAGGAGCAGUUCCUCUUCCUCUCCAUCCUGCUGAAGCUCAGCGAGUGCCCUCUGACAUGCCAGCAGCUGUUGCGCGACCAUCGCGCGGCUCUGCUCCGCCUGUGCAUCCAGUGCAUCAGCAAGCUGGACGACUACACCACCGCCACUCAAGCGAUGGCGGUGCUCUCUGUGCUAGUCGCUUUCGGUCUGAAAAAGCAGGCCAGCGGUGAGCAGGUGGAGGACAUUCUGCACAUGGUCAACCUUCACAUGGAGGGAUUGCUUCUCUGCACAGCCAAGCGGGCGGAGUGCACGCGGGAUUUGCGUAGGGUGCUGACGUACGGCAUUAGGAUCACCCAGGCGAACGCGGAGUUUGGAACCUCAUUCAUCGAAAUCGUGACCAAUACGCUGGGCGAUAAGGUGGCCUAUCCGCCGGCCAAUGCGGAACUGAUGUGCGAGGCACUGGUUGGCCUCUGCGAGCACUUCCAGUUGCGCAAGUACGCGUUCUCCACCGCAGAGGAAUUAAUAGGCGAUGAUAGCGCCAUGGACACCGAUGAACCGCAACCAAACAAGGUAAAUCCCAUGCUGGCCCGCCUGCCGCUCAUCCUGCACAAGCUAAACACUAUAAUAGACCAGGAGAGCUGCGAUCAGCAGUUGCGCACCGUGGAGAUCUUGAGUGCUCUGGUGCUGCAGACCACCAUGGGCUGUUAUCUGCCGCAGAAGGUGGUGCAGUGCUUUGAAAAGUGCCAGAGCAGGCUCAAUUGCUGGACUCUCUACAGGAUUGCCCGCACUGCCAGUCGCUAUGGCCACCACUAUGUGGCUGCUCACAUAUACACGAAGGUCUCGCAGAUAGUCAUCAGCGAUCAUAUGCACUAUUUCCUCGUGGCUCUGUCGCAGAUCUCGCAGGCGGAGUGUAUACUCAAUUACGGCUUGGAGUACUCGUACAUGCGGGAUAAUUAUGCACCUAAAGCGGCGCCGGAACCUCUGAUGCCGCUGAUGAAGCGUCUGGAAACGGCCAGUAAUCUCUAUCAGCAGGCUUUAGCUAGCCUACGAGCCUGCUCAUCGCCGCAGCAUCCGUGCACCUUUCAACUGGAGUAUCUAAAGAUUAGAGCACAGUUCCUGCAGACCCUUCACCUCGCGGUGACGGUGAAAAAUGCCCAGGUGAUCGUGCCACCACCUGCGAUUGCAGGCAGUUUGGCCCAGAACUCAAGGGAUUACCUGCAGAAGUUUGGCCAUGUCACCAAUCAGCUGCGCAAGCUGGUAAAGGCUUUAAAGGCCUGCGAGGAAACCUAUGCCAGACUCUACAAGUCGUCUUUUGAUGCCGAUCAUGUGACUCUGGAGUUUCUGGAGGUGGCUGAAUUUCAGUGUGCUCUUUUCGCACACAUCAUCGAAUCGAUUUGCUAUGCCACACCGCCGGAACCACCUGUAUUCCUAACCACUGGCGAUCAUCCGGAGACGCGCUACUUUGCCGCCAGUUGCCAGCGCAUGGAGCAGAUGCAGAAGAACCUGCCGCAGGAGUCGGCCAACGCCAAGACGAUUAGCAAUCGACAUUUGGAUGUUAUUAUUGCACAGAUAGAGAUAAUAACGAAAACUCCGCUGUGUCUGCCGCGCUACUUCUUCCAGAUUUUGCAGUCCACGCAGAUCAAGCUGUCGGUGAGUCCGCAGCCCAGGAGUGCCACCGAACCGGUGAACGUUCAGUCGGGCAGUAAUCUGGUGAUCAAGGUGGAGGGUGUCCUGCAGCAUUUCAGCAAGCAGCAGAAGCAUUUCCGGCGCGUGGAGUCCGUGCAGCUGAGUCUCACCUCGCAGUUGAUCACGCCGCCACCGCGAUCCUCGCAAGAUCCGCCCAAAACGGGAGCCAACGACACUGUCACCUUGAAUCAGAUUGUGAAGCCGCAACGCGACUUCCUCUCCGGCAGCUUCCUGCUGCCCAUCUCCAGUGGGGGUCACUUUCAGGUGACGCUGGAAACAUUUGUGGUGGACGAGAAUGGGAUAACCUGGUGCACGGGGCCCAAAUCAUCGAUGGUUGUGCGAGUGCUGGAGGAUCCAAGCAAACAGGGAGCACCAGCGCCGAGUACUUCUCAAGCGGUGGGACAGACGAGGAGAUUUUAG